Messenger RNA from Trematomus bernacchii (emerald rockcod), 2862 nucleotides. Its product is annotated as forkhead box protein O1-A-like. The record is from RefSeq and is a predicted model, not a curated record. Gene Ontology annotation, biological process: regulation of transcription by RNA polymerase II. The coding region runs from base 243 to 2132 and encodes 629 amino acids. The transcript is spliced from 4 exons. Gene Ontology annotation, cellular component: nucleus. NCBI's taxonomy places the organism in Eukaryota, Metazoa, Chordata, Actinopteri, Perciformes, Nototheniidae. Gene Ontology annotation, molecular function: DNA-binding transcription factor activity, RNA polymerase II-specific; RNA polymerase II cis-regulatory region sequence-specific DNA binding.
UCACUGACAGUUGAGAGUAGAGACCAGUCGGUGCAGGAUGGUGUGACUUCAGUGAAGACUUUGAACCAAACAUUUAUCCAACUUUUAAAUUGCAAACCUCUUGUCUUGUCUGGUGUGUGUGUGGACCUUUAUAUAUACAGUCUAUGGUGUGGACGCAAAACCACUUUUACCUGUUGAUUUCUUCCCCCCCAUUACUUAUUUUUGUAUGCGAGUGUCUGUGACAGUGAGUUUUUGACACAGGCAUGGCUGAGGUACCGCAGCCGGUCGAAAUAGACCCGGAAUUCGAGCCUCUCUCCCGGCCGCGGUCCUGCACCUGGCCGCUUCCCCGCCCGGAGCUCAGCGACCCGGCCGGCUCCAACACCUCCUCCCCGGCCCCCUCAGUGCAGCAGGAGCCCGGAGGAAACACCGACUUCAUCAGCAGCCUCGGCUUGUUAGAGGAGGACUAUGAAGAGUAUGCGGAGCAGAGUGACUUUCAGUGUCGAGAGGGGAAUUGUGUCCCUCCACAGCAGCAGCACCACCUCCAUCCCCUCCAGCAGCAGCCGCCGCUCCCCGGUCCUCAGAUGCCCGCUCAGCAGGUCCCCUCUCCGGGCGUCGCUCCUCCUGGCAGCAGCACCUCCGGACCGAGGAAAAGCAGCUCGUCCCGCCGCAACGCCUGGGGGAACAUGUCGUACGCCGACCUGAUCACCAAAGCCAUAGACAGCUCACCUGAGAAGAGGCUGACUCUGUCUCAGAUUUACGACUGGAUGGUGAAGAACGUGCCUUACUUCAAGGAUAAGGGAGACAGCAACAGCUCCGCGGGCUGGAAGAACUCCAUCAGACACAACCUGUCGCUGCACAGCCGCUUUGUGCGCAUACAGAACGAGGGGACGGGCAAAAGCUCCUGGUGGAUGCUGAACCCCGAGGGGGGUAAGAGCGGGAAGUCGCCGCGCCGCAGAGCCACCUCCAUGGACAACAACAGUAAGUUUGCCAAGAGCCGAGGAAGGGCCACAAAGAAAAAGAUGGCUCUACAGGAGGGGGUUGAGGGGGGGGACGGCAGCCCUGGUUCCCAGUACUCCAACUGGCUGGGGAGCCCAAACUCUCACAGCAACGAGGACUUUGAAGCCUGGAGCUCCUUCAGGACGCGCACCAGCUCUGACGCCAGCACCCUGAGCGGCUGCCACUCGCCUUUCCCUCCUGACCCGGACGACCUGGGGGAGUCCGAGGGCCACAUGAUGUACCCCGGAGCGUCGGGAACCAAGAUCACCUCCUCUCUGCCCAGCCUGUCCGAGGUGGCCGGGUCCAUACACGGCUCAGAGAUGGUCAUGGAGGGUCUGCUGGAUAACCUGAACCUGCUGCCCCCUAAAACCCCACAGCUGGUUUCUGACUCCACACAUUCAUCAAAUGCUGCCAUGCUUCAGAGCGGCCCCUACAGCUCCCCCGGCUUGACCCCGCUCCCACAGAAAGACUACCGUAAAUGCAUGUACAGCCAGGUCAGGAUGAGCAACCUGCCCCCCGCCCCCAUGCAGACGCUCCCACAGACCAAGCCAGGCUUUGGGGCUUAUGAGAACCAGUACAUCUGCCCUGCUGGCCUCCUCAAAGAGCUGCUGACCUCAGAAGCAGAAGCCAAUAGGGAGGUGGGGAGGGGAGGUUGCCAACUGCCUCCUUACAGCCGCCAGAGCCACAUGGGGGGUCACAACGGGGCGAAAAUGAUGAAUCCUCCUCAGAGUCACCCUCACGUAAAUCCACAAGCUAUACAUAGACAGGGUCCUCCAAGCUCACACGAUUUGAAUAGCUGUAACAUGAUCCCCCUGACUAGUCUGACUAGUCCUUCAGGGCCCCCUCAUCGAAUGAACAGCCUGAGGACAUUCAUGCAGCUGCCUCACACACACCCCACACACACUUACUCUGUUUCCACGGGCUACGGCAGCACCAGCGGCUACAGGGCGCUCGGCUCGGUUCACCCUCACCUUCAUCACCAGGAGCGGCUGCCCAGCGACCUGGACAACGUGUCCAUUGAGAGGCUUGAAUGUGACAUGGAGACGGUGCUCCAUGACACCCUGAUGGAUGGCGGGGCCCUCGACUUUAACUUUGACCCCUCAGCUGGGUUCCCCCAAAGGGUGAAGACCACCACACACAGCUGGGUGUCAGGGUAGGAGCCAUGGUGGGGGACAAAAAGGUUUUCUCAGUUGCUGUUCACCUUCAUUCAGAGGCUGGAAACUGUAAAUGGACCACCCGCCAUCCUUUUCCAUCCUAACAAAAAGUUAUUUUAAAAUCUGCCAGCAUUAGCAAACUAGCCUUUCAUAACUGGAAACACAUAUUUGUUUAUUUCUGCUGGUUUAUUUUUUAUAUAAAUAUGUACAAUACCAUAUAUUACAUAUACAAAAGACAGCGUUAAAAUGCCGAACAAGAAAAGCCUUAGUCAUUUGGUUGGACUUAAAAUUUAAAUAGAGAUUUACCAACUCACUUAAAUGCACUUAUACGUUUAGUUUGACCGCACACUGUUCUGUUGGUGGUAGAAGUUUUUUAUUUGCCAACACGCAGUGAAAGUACCCAAUUAAAGUAGUGUCGGUCCGGCAUCUUCAAUGAGGUAACAUUAUCAACGAUUAUUCCCACAGUCCAAUAUAACUCAUUAAAUAGUUGUUGUUUUUUUGUCCAGGGCUUAAAAUGUCAAGAGUGAUAUAAAAACUGCUCCCAGAUCUUUAAAAGAGAUCAUGAUAUUAUAUUCUAGUGGACCAUAAAACCUGCAAAAUAUAAAUAAAUAACAGGAAUUUCCUAAUUGAGACUAUCCUUAUGCUCACACAAGUGGAAACCUAUUGAGCUCAUUCAACUCGAUGCAAGAUAAAACGAUAUAUCAUUUGCAUAUUGAUACGCAUCUACUAUAUU